AUGUCAGACUCCUCUUCCGCCUUGUCGCCAACACGAGGCUCUGCUAUCUGGCGCUUUCCCGCAGCGAGCAUUCUCAGUUUGGCUCUCAGCUCGCUCCUUUACUCUGUCGCUGCCAAUGUCACGGGCCCCGAAUUAGCGGCAGUCAGCCGGAAUCUGACGGACAAUUGGCACAUUGGGGCGAUGCUGGCGUGGAAGGUUUCAGAAUUGAGCAUCGCGUGGUACGCAGGCUAUGACUAUCUCGACCUUGGCUACCUGACACUACUGAACAAUGUUCCACACUAUUUCUUACUGAAUUACUUCUAUGGCGUCCAUGCGCUCAGCGCACUGAUCCCACUGGCCAUCGACAUCGCGGCAAUUGCAGUACCUUUUGCUCUGCUCCGGCCCGUGAUCCAUGCGCAUGACACUUCGUCUUUGAAGACGCCCAAUCAAGCCGUUGCCCAAGAUCUGAGUGUACAAGCGCUGACCGCACUCUUCGGCGCUGCCAUCUACGCAUUGGUCGUCUACGGAAGCUUCGUGUCGUGGUUGCCAACCUUCUUAGUCGUUCAUUUCGAUGGUCUGCGAACCCUCGACCAGGCCCACAGCAGCGCCAUUCCUGUGCUUCUCGCUACCUUUAUUCCUCUGGGUUAUGCGGCCACACAAUUUGUCUUCGUUCCCGGUGUUGGCUCGCCAACAAAUCCCGGCAUCACCGACCCCGGUAUCAAACCGGAGAAGGCGCCCUUCCACCCCGAAACUGCUUCCCUGAGUGAGACUGUGGCAUGGAACGUGGGCCUCAGCAAGGCUGGCGUGACGCCUCGCGCGAAAAUUCUGGCAAAGCGCACCGCCGUCCUGGCAGCAUGUGCAUUCAUCAACACCUUUGUCCGCGCGUAUGUCACUGUGGAGGGCGCUGAGCUCGUGGGAGCUGUGGGCUGGGCAAGUGUGUGGGCGACAGCAGCCGGACUCGUUGGUCUCGCUUACUCUUGGGCCGGAGACGAGUAA
Dissoconium aciculare CBS 342.82 is the source of this 975-nucleotide messenger RNA. RefSeq lists its product as uncharacterized. The transcript is spliced from 2 exons. The coding region runs from base 1 to 975 and encodes 324 amino acids. The record is from RefSeq and is a predicted model, not a curated record. Lineage: Eukaryota; Fungi; Ascomycota; Dothideomycetes; Mycosphaerellales; Dissoconiaceae.